AUGGCACAGGAACUUGAUGCAGCAGAAACACUUUGGCUCAGAUCAAUACAAUUGACAUCAUUUCCCAAAGAAAUCGAGUUUCUGAAAGGAAAGAAUAAGGGAUCACCGCCCGAACGUGUUCGUCAAUUUGGCCUAUACUUCGAUAAUGAUCAAGUUAUUAGAUGUAAGGGGAGAAUCAACAACUCGAGCUUACCACCGGAAGGAAAGAAUCCCAUCUUACUACCUUCGAAGCAUUUAGUAAUCGAACUGAUCGUACGAGAAGUUCACGGAAGAGUUAAACACAACGGGAUAAGAGACACGUUGACCACGAUUAGAGAACGGUAUUGGAUAUUACGUGGAAGAGAAACGGUUAAAGGGAUUAUCAAGAGAUGUGUAGUUUGCAGAAAAGCCGAAGGAAUGCCAUUCCAAGCCCAGCCUUUACCCGACUUGCCAGCGAGCCGAGUUUCAGAACAACCUCCAUUUACGAAUGUAGGACUUGACUUUGCCGGACCUAUGUUCAUUCGAAGCGAAAUCGAAAAUCUAUCAUCAAGCAAUUCCACGAAAACUUACAUUCUAUUGUUUACAUGUGCAGCAACUAGAGCUGUGCAUCUCGAAUUAACGCUGUCUCUGGAAGUAUCGUCCUUUUUAAGAGCCUUUCGAAGAUUUACAAGUCGACGAGGACUUCCAUCGUUACUAUUAUCCGAUAAUGCCAAGACCUUUAAGGGAGCAUGCAAGGAGAUCUGCAAAUUGAAACGAGCACCAGAGGUAUGGGACUAUUUAACGAACAAUCGUAUAACCUGGAGAUUUAUCACCGAAAGGGCACCCUGGUGGGGUGGCUUCUGGGAGCGCUUGGUCAGAAGUAUUAAGAGGCCAUUGAAGAAAAUAAUUGGCAGAUCAAGUUUGACCUACGACGAAUUAAACACUAUCUUAAUAGAAGUGGAGGCACUGAUUAACGCGCGACCAAUUACUUACAUAUACGAUGACGAUGAGUCAAUCUCCUAUCCAUUAUGCCCGUCGCAUUUGAUUUACGGACGUCGCAUCACCGCUAUGCCUUCGAGUGAGCAUUACGAAGUAGUCAGCACAUAUCAUUCACUUACGAAAAGAUCGCGUCAUCAAAGAAAGUUAUUGCAACAAUUUACGAAGCAAUGGAGUAGGGAAUAUUUGCAAGGUCUGCGAGAGCAAGCAAUAAAGUCGAGCAGUAGCAACAAUAUGGAUAUUUCUAUUGGAGAUAUUGUCAUCUUAAAGAAUGAACAAACGUGUCGUAGUUUCUGGAAAUUAGCAAAGAUUGAAGAACUUUUACAAGGAGACGAUGGAUUAGUUCGUGCAGUUAUCGUUAAAGUUCUGGGUGGCAAAGACAACAAAGUGCAAUUGUUACGACGUUCAAUUCAACAUCUUAUACCAGUGGAAGUGAAAUCGCCAACGGAAAAGAUCAAAGAUGUACCGGUUUCGUCGAGAACAGAUGAUGAAUCAUCAACCGCCGUGUCGUCAACUGGUCGACCGCGACGCAACGCUGCUGUAGUGGGUGAAUUGCGAAGACUGGAACAGAUGAAAGAGUUUCAAAGGAAGACAUAG
Paramuricea clavata is the source of this 1551-nucleotide messenger RNA. NCBI's taxonomy places the organism in Eukaryota, Metazoa, Cnidaria, Anthozoa, Malacalcyonacea, Plexauridae. The record is from the annotation of a GenBank genome assembly.